Soboliphyme baturini is the source of this 1969-nucleotide messenger RNA. NCBI's taxonomy places the organism in Eukaryota, Metazoa, Nematoda, Enoplea, Dioctophymatida, Soboliphymatidae. The record is from the annotation of a GenBank genome assembly.
UGUCGAGAGGACUAAUGUCCCCUGAAUUUCUCUGCUUCCGGGAAGUAGCUGUGUAAAACGUUACUUUCGAAUGUAGGCGGCUCGUGACCGUUGGGCAGCGUUGGACGGAGGUCGUAACAGGCGAAGGAAGAGCUCGGCGACCACGACGCCCGCAGAACGGCCAACGUCUCGCGCUGUCGAGGCUACGAAACUCCGCGACGGUGGUGGUGAUGGCGAGGACAAAAGCAAACAGAAAGCGUACUUCAGACGCGCCGUGACGACCGCGUUCGAGGAGAUAUUCAAGAACAAAUGCGGUGGCCAGAGGGAGGUCAUCGAUUCGACGGCAGAUGUGACAGUCAGGAACAGAAGAAGCCACAACGAUCGAAGACGCCUUAGCAGCGGUUUUGUCAAAGAGCGUAAGGACGAAAGGGUGCCAGAGGUUACGGUUGUCCCGUCUUCUACCGGCAGGCCGGCGAAUGUCGUCGUGGCCGCUGUCCACGACGAUCACAGCGAUGAACAUAACGACUAUAGGAGAUCCUCUUACCGAACGGCGAUCAAGAAGAGUAAGGACCAAUCGCAGGACCGUUCGAGCGCGUCGAACUAUAAAGAAGCGUCGAGUAACGAAACGACCACUCCUGCUGAUUCGUUUUACACGUUUUACAACAGUCGCGGAGGAGCAAAAUCCUAUUUUCGUCCACGCUAUAACAACGAGCUUUAUUGGUCAUAUUUGAACAAGCCGAUCAAUACGCACGUUUUGUAUCCGAUUGGAGAACGGUCAAGUUCGUUCCAUCAUGAUCCAGAAGGAGUCAGCGCAGAAACAGGCGACUCGUCAGCAGUGAAAAGCAACAACGCUCGUGUCAAUGCCAGAAAUCGCAAGGCGAAGUCUUGGUACGAGGCAGAUACAGGUGAAUUUCGAUCAGUGGUCGAAUCGGAUGUUAAGGCGGAUAGCGGUCGCGCUUGCGUGGGUGGUACCGGCGUCAAGAAUAGCCGUGACAGAGACCGAGUACUGUCUCAGAACCUGAACCAGUACAGAUAUCCGCGCUUCGACGACAACGUGACGUACAGGCGUUCGGUUUAUGACGUGGCUGACGAUGACAAAACGACCUCGAUGUCCGCUAGGACAUUUCGACCGUCGUCCGGCGCAGCGGGUCUAAUAGCGAAGCGGGCCCAGUCGGUCGAGCGUUACCUAAAUCAGAUUGGCAAGGGGGGCACCCACGAAGCGUCUCCCUUGGCAGAGGGGCGAAACGCGUACCGAGCGACCAGCAUGCCAGCCUACGUGUCCUCUGUCCACCACUUUCCUGACACGCUCACCGACUCGUACGCCUCUGCGACCAAUGACAACAAAAGCGGCAGCCCUAAGCCGGCGGCGACCAGGAACUCAAUCGCGCAGCCGACUGACAGGAAGACGUUCGACUACUCGCCGAGUGCCUCUAAGUACAGCAACAACGUCGGGUCGAUUGCGGGGCGUGCCGAAGACAGUUGGCAGAACAAGGACCAAGGAAAGCCGCUUACCCUGGUGGACAAGAUCCGGCGACGGAUUGUGCAGGAUCGCUACGUGCCUUCGUCCAGUGCGUACCACCAGCAGUCGUCGUCCGUUGCAGCCGUCGACGACUACCAACCGGACAGGGAGAAAUCGUAUCUGUUCGGCAAAUACUCCAAAUGGACACCGUCCAGCAGUGCCUAUCCGCCAGCGAACAUCAACGGCGGAGGCGACGAAAGUCCGUACCUGAAGCGAGCGAAUUCACCGAUUGGUAAAAUCAAGGGCUUCUUCUCGAACUGUACCACUUGGCGAAAUCCAGACGACAAGUCUUCUAGCAUCGUCAGCUUCCGCGGAGGAUCGGCAACGACGAAUUAUCAGCCGCCCCACGACAGCGCGUCCUACAGCGUCAACAACAAGUCUUCGUACAAAACUUUUUACCGCAAGGCCCCUCGACCUCUUUCGUAUGUGCCCCCCGUAAGACACCGGUAUGACGAAUCUACUCUUUACUAG